UGGGCCUCGGAGCCCCCGGAGGUGUCGGCUCGGCUGGCGGCGAAGCCGUGAAGCGGUGGCGCAACGGCGGUGGCGAAGCUCCCAGGAGCGCGCAUGCGGCGCGCCUCCCCGUACUCGUACGUCGUCCUUGAGCGCCUCCUCAAGGAGCACUUCCCCUUCCCGCGCCGCCUCCUGCAGGUGCACGCGCUCCUCCUCACCUCCGGCGCGCUGCUCUCCGAACCCCAAUGCUCCAACUCCACCACCGCUUUCCCCUACAAUUGCCUCGCCCACGCGCACCUCCGCGUCCCCGCGGCCUCCUCCUCUUCCCCGUCCGCCCCGCUGCGCCUCUUCUCCUCCAUGCUCGCCCGCGGCGCGCGCCCCAACGGCCACUCCUUCCCCUCCCUCCUCAAGUCCGCCUCCGCCCUCGGCUCGGGGGCAACUGCUGCAGCACUCCACGCGCAAUGCCUCCGCUGCGGCCUCGCCUCCGACCGCUUCGUGGCCUGCUCGCUAAUCAGCGCCUACGCGCGAUCCGGUCGCCCCGUUUGCGACGCGCGCAAGGUGUUCGACGAGAUGGAGGGGAGCCCUGACCUGGCCUCCUGCAACGCGCUGCUCGACGCGCUGUGCCUCGCCAGGGACCUAGACGCGGCCGGGAGCUUCUUCGAGCGGAUGGCGGUCAGGGACGCCGUGUCGUGGACGACGCUGCUCUCCGGGCUGUCGAGGAGCGGGCGCCACCGGUGCGCUCUCGAUGUGUUCCGGGGACUGUUGCUGAACCACAAGGCACGGCUCGGGGAGGCCACGCUGGUCAGCGUGCUCUCGGCCUGCGCCAAUCUUGAUGGCGCCGAGGGGCUUGCUGCGGGGAUGGCUGUCCAUGCGUACGUUGUCCGCCAUGAGCUUGGCCUCACAGCGUUCCUGGGCACCGCGCUGGUUGACAUGUACGGGAAACACGGGAAGCUUGGCUGCUGCAUGAGUGCUUUUGAGGUUGUCCGCGGGAAGGAGGCUUGUACCUGGAACGCCCUGCUGUCGGCAUUGGCUAAUCAUGGCAAGGAAAGUGAAGCGCUGGCUAAGUUCGACGUGAUGAGGGCUGAAGGAUUCUCGCCAAAUCAGAUAACCUUCGUUGCUCUGCUGACAGCUUGCGGUCGUGCAGGAUUGGUGGAGGUUGGGUUAUACUGGUUCGAGGCCAUGGUUGCCGAAUUCAGGGUGACACCAUUGAUGGUCCAUUAUGGAUGUGUUGUGGACCUCUUAGGCCGUGCUGGCCGUUUUGUGGAAGCCAUUCAGGUUGUCGAAAGGAUGCCCUUCACUGCUGAUGCUUCUGUGUGGGGUGCUCUUCUUGGGGCUUGCAAGCUCCAUGGAAAUGUGGACCUUGCUGCGGAGAUUGGGCGGAAACUAAUGGCUCUUGGUCCCCAGCAAUCCGGUCGAUACGUGACUAUUAGGAAUGUCUAUUUAGAAGAUGGAAAUUGGUAUGCUGCCACGAGAAUGGGAGAGGUGAUGCAGGAGGCUGGAAUCAAGAAGACAGUAGGGCAGAGCAGUGUUGUGUUUCGCACUACUGCCAUCCCUUGAUAACUGUUUGUUCGUUUGGUGCGCAAGCCUUCGUCGAACCAGCGCAACUUGGUCUGGCACUGGCAGAUUUAAUCUUCUUUGCUUGAACCUAGCUGUAAGGAGAUUGCAAAUCUUGAACUAGUCCAGUCUGCAACUUCAAAUGGGAUCUGUUGUAUUCGCGCACCUAUUAUAGCAUGUGAUAUUCAUUUUUUUGAGCUUGGUACCAAAAAACUGAUUUUUUUAAACGGAAGGUGGCAAGAAAGCUACCAGAAUCAUGUUAAUAAGAAGGGGAAGCCUGACAGGCCACAAAAAUUCUGAGCCGGCACAAUCAGGAAGACAGUAGGUCAGCGCAGUGUUGUGUUUCACACUACUGCCAUCCCAGAGGGGUAUGCUGCCACGAGAAUGGGAGAGGUGAUGCAGGAGGCUGGAAUCAAGAAGACAGUAGGUCAGGGCAGUGUCUGCCAUCCCUUGAUACCUGUUUGUUUGUUGCGAACCUUAAUGGUCAGGAACAGGAACACCUUAAAGAUUCUAACAGAUUCUCCACUGGACAUCGGCCCUUCUGAAGAAGAAUAGAGCUAAAAGAGUGUCAUACUGUGCAAACUUGUUAGUAUUAUUUUGGCAUAACAAAUAAUCAGACUUUGAUUCAAUGAACUGGAUGCCUGCAAGCACGAGUUACUCUGGUCCUUUCCACUGUAGCUGCCCGUGUUUGAUUUAGGACUAAGUAAAGGCAAGUCUUCUUCCUAAGGGGACCUGGUAAUCUGGUGGUAACAUGUAGGAGAAGGAACCAUUACCAGCUGUUCUUGGAGCCUACACUAAAUGUGUUAGCUUUCAAUCUCAGAGUCUGAAAAUUGUGAUUUUUCUCAUCUUCUGGUUGUCAGCUUCAGCAACCAGCACUUCAGUUCUCAGUUUGGUGGUAGGCUUCUUCAAAUCAGCCCACUUGACCACUUUGGUUUGCCAAAGUUGAUAUCUUUACUUGAACAUACGAAGGAGAGCGUGCAUGUUAAAAUUGCCCAUUAUGUUUUUGUUUCACUGGAUUAUGUUACAUUCACCUAGGGUGUCGUGUGGUGCUCAAUCUAUAUGGGAGAAGUCUAGUCACAGGACGUCAGUUUUGGUGCACUGAGAAGAGAAUUGGAUGUGUUACCAUGCAUGGUUUGUUUCCCAUUGUCUGAGUUUUUUUUCCUUGGUUUGAUUUAAUUUCUUUGCAGAAAGCAGAGCAAUUCCGUGGUAACUGGUGGGAGAAGAAACCGUCACCAAUUCCAGUUAGUCCGUUCAAGCCUGCACUCAGAGCCAGAGGGGCUGGGAGCCUGGGACUUGAUAGCAUUUUUAAGAGGAUUUUAGGCAUUUUUCUGAUGUAGAUAAAGAGGAAGAUAUGAG
Phragmites australis (common reed) is the source of this 2889-nucleotide messenger RNA. RefSeq names its product putative pentatricopeptide repeat-containing protein At1g10330. The coding region runs from base 94 to 1536 and encodes 480 amino acids. Gene Ontology annotation, biological process: RNA modification. NCBI's taxonomy places the organism in Eukaryota, Viridiplantae, Streptophyta, Magnoliopsida, Poales, Poaceae. The transcript has 3 exons. The record is from RefSeq and is a predicted model, not a curated record. Gene Ontology annotation, molecular function: protein binding; RNA binding.